AUGGAACUCAACCGAGAGCAUUUUCGCUCGAUAAUUUAUUACAACUCUCAGAGUCAAUUAUCGCAACAAGAAUGCCUUGCUGAGUUACUGUCUGUUUUCGGCAACAAAGCGCCACAUCAGUCGACAAUUUCCCGUUGGUAUAAAGAAUUCAAACGUGGAGGGGUGAGUCUUAGCGACGAUCCCAGGGUGAGUGCACCAAAAACGGCAGUCACCCAGGACAACGUCGAUGCUGUGCGCAAUUUACAUGAAGAAUUAGGAGUAAGAAAAUUAGUUUCUCGUUGGAUACCCCACCUGUUGACUGAAGAGCAGAAAGCAGCCAGGGUUAAUUGGUGUCAAAAAACGCUUGACCGUUUCAAUUCCGGGAACUCAAAAAAUGUGUACAGCAUUAUUAGUGGUGAUGAAUCGUGGAUUUACUGUUAUGAACCAGAAAAUAAACGACAGUCGGCUGUUUGGGUGUUCCAAGGUGAAGAAAAGCCAACAAAAGUCAUCCGUUCUCGAAGUGUUUCGAAAAAGAUGGUCGCGACAUUUGCGUCAAAAACGGGUCAUAUUGCAACAAUUCCUCUUAAUGAGCAAAGAACUCUCAGAAAAAUCAACCCCGAAAGAAUAAUCAUCCUCCACCAAGACAAUGCAAGCUCGCACACAGUCCAAAAAACAAGGCAUCCCGAUCUAAGUCCUAACGAUUUCUUUACUUUCCCGAAAAUUAGAAACAGACUGCGUGGUCAUAGGUUCCAGUCACCAGAAGAAGCAGUUGACGCAUUCAAAAAUGCCGUUUUGGAUCUGCCAGCAAAUGAGUGGAAUAAGUGCUUCGAAAAUUGGUUCGAGUGCAUGCAUAUGUGUAUUAAUCUUCGUGGAGAAUACUUCGAAAAACACUAA
This is a messenger RNA of Acanthoscelides obtectus, 873 nucleotides long. NCBI's taxonomy places the organism in Eukaryota, Metazoa, Arthropoda, Insecta, Coleoptera, Chrysomelidae. The record is from the annotation of a GenBank genome assembly.